Messenger RNA from Bombus impatiens (common eastern bumble bee), 1652 nucleotides. RefSeq names its product coiled-coil domain-containing protein 174. Lineage: Eukaryota; Metazoa; Arthropoda; Insecta; Hymenoptera; Apidae. Gene Ontology annotation, cellular component: nucleus. The record is from RefSeq and is a predicted model, not a curated record. Bases 94 to 1605 code for a protein of 503 amino acids. The transcript has a single exon.
GUGCUCUGAAAUAAAGUCACAAAUCAGAGAAAACUUAUAUCAAGUUACCGAAAUACUUAAAAUCAUCGCGAACUAUUUCAACAAAAUUAUUUCAUGAUGAAUAACACGAAAAAGAUCAAUGUAAAUUUUUCAUCCCUCGUGGGUUUAAAAGCGGAACUUUUAAAAAAGCAACAUGAAGUAAAUGAGGCAAAAUUGAAAUCAGAAAUAGAUCACACAGUAUCAAAGUUACAAAAGAAAAAAUCCAAGAAAAUUGAAAAGGAGUCUAGGAAAGAAAAUUCAAAAAUGCCGGAGUACAUUGAGGAUGUUGAUACUCAUAAAAAAUCGAAAUUAAUGUUGGAGGCAAAAGCAAGAUUAUAUGACCGAUUAAAAAAAUCCAGAACUACUAAUGAGAAUUUCCUUGUUGACUUUACAAAUAAAUCAGAUGAAUCUGAGGAAGAACCAUUGCCAAAAGAUGAAACUGACCCAAUAUUAGAAAAUGAGGAUGACUGGGUAGAAUAUGAGGAUUGUUUUGGACGUACGAGAAAAUGUUUACGCGAAGAUUUGUCCUUGAUGCAGGAAAAGGAUCAAUUGAUCAAACAACAAAUUAUAACCAAAAAAGGAAUUGAUCCAAAAACCAAUGAUAUUAUUGACCAAAACUAUGUUGAGGGAGAGAAAGAACCUGAAAUAGAAAUUAUGAGAAGAAAGUGGGAGGAACAAACACAGAAACUAGCAGAUAAAGUAAACAUACACUACCAAGAUAUUUUAUUUGAUGAAGCUAGAACUCAUGGUGUUGGUUACUAUGCAUUUUCACAAGAUGAAGAAGAAAGAAUCAAGCAACAGGAGAAUUUGUUCAAUUUAAGAAAGGAAACAGAGAAGAAACAGAGGGAGAUAAAAGAAUUGAAAGAAUUGAGGGAGAAAAUGGAACAUAAUAGAUUGAAAGCGGCUAAAAUUAGACAACGUAUUAGAGCAGGAUUACCUAUAGAUGUAGUAGAAGAGGAGUUUAGAGAAAAGAAUGAUAAUGUAUCUAAUGAAAAUGAAUCAGGAAAUGUACAUAAUACGGAAGAGAAUUUAAUCGAAACUGAAGAAAAAGAAAAUAGUGAAAGCCAGAUUAUAGAAAGAGAUAAAGAAAUAGAAAAAGAAAAUAAAAUAAAAGCUUUAGGAGAACUUCUAGGCAAGAGAACUCAUUGGUAUGAGAUGUCUCAGGAAGAAUGGGUUCAUAAAUGUAGGAAAAUAAGAGUCACUGAAUUUGGACCAGUAUAUGAAAAUUUUAGAAGUGCUGGUUAUUUGAAUCCUCAAAAUGCUGAUACAGUUUCAAGUAUUCAUAAUAAUGACAAAUCUCAUUCAUAUGAAAUGAAUGAUACAGAAAACAGUAAUGAAAUAAAUAUAGAUUCUUAUGAUAUACCACUCCCCCCUAGCUUAAAUACAAAUGAUUACAAUACUGAGCAUAAUAAUUUGACUGAAACAAUAAAUCAGAGUAAUUGUGUUCAGUCAGUUGAUUCUAAACAAUACAACUCUAGUAAUACAGUGCAAAAUCAGAUGAAACAAAAUAGGAGUAUAGAUGAAGCGAGUAUAGCAGCUGGUCUCAAAUACUUGAGAGAAAAAUUUGAAAAAAGUCAGAGUGCUUAAAGCAUUUACAAACUGAUUUAUACUAUUUUACUAUACAUACUUGUAAA